Messenger RNA from Thyridium curvatum, 2439 nucleotides. RefSeq lists its product as uncharacterized. The record is from RefSeq and is a predicted model, not a curated record. Gene Ontology annotation, molecular function: ABC-type transporter activity; ATP hydrolysis activity; ATP binding. Gene Ontology annotation, cellular component: membrane. The transcript has a single exon. Lineage: Eukaryota; Fungi; Ascomycota; Sordariomycetes; Thyridiales; Thyridiaceae. Gene Ontology annotation, biological process: transmembrane transport. Bases 1 to 2439 code for a protein of 812 amino acids.
AUGAUUCACAACAUACUAUCCGACAGCACACUUAACUACACUACUUCCAUAGCCUCCAUCCUUUCCAUCUCUUACGAUAUCGUAAGGGAACUCGAACGGAGCGGGAAGCCCGAGGAGAGGCGGCAAUCUCACCGGAGGGCAUGGAUCGCGUUUCCGCUGCUCAUAUGCUCCUGUCUCGCUGAAGCAUUGCUAAUCGUUGCCCUGGAUGGGAACCCCAUAGCGAGACAAUCAUGGAUCUUCCACCUGGUCUUGUCCGCAUUUGCCUGGGGGGUUGUUUGGAGCUGGCAGCAGUCACAUCAACUGGCCUCGAGAGCGAUAUUCGCAGCUUGCCUGACGGAAGUUCCCUUGUUCGCUCUGGCCCAGGCAAAGUCCCGCCGUUUGACGCCCACCCUGCAGCUUGCCUGCCAAGGAACCAGGGUUCUCCUUAUUGCCGUUCUGCUUGCAGAUGAACUUUUGGGCCUUUCAAGUGGCCAAGAGGACCAGGCAGGAUCAGAUAAAAUCGCCGAGGCGGCGGAUGAAAAGAUGGAGGCGGAGGACACGGACUCUAGCUCCGGGGACGAGGACGAGGAGGAAGAUGCCGAGAUGGAGCGGCAGCGUGCGGAGCAACUUGCUGAAGCCGGAGGCUGGUGCGCAUACCUCAAGCGGUUUUCGAUAUUCCUGCCGCUGAUCCUGCCAAAGCACGAUCGCAAGGUGCAGCUCUGCCUGGUCAUGGCUUUCGCCUCGCUGGUCGCAAGCCGCGCGAUCAUCGUUCUUAUUCCCACCCAGCUGGGCAGCAUCACCGACCAGCUGCUCGCGGGCCAACUCCCCUACAGAUCUCUGGGAAUAUGGCUGACGCUGAACCUGCUCAGCGACGAGCAGGGCCUGCUGUGCAUCGUCAAAGAGCUCGUCAAGAUCCCCAUCAAGCAGUUCUCCUACCGCCAGGUGACCAACAAGGCCUUCAACCACGUCAUGUCGCUCUCGAUGGACUUCCACGCCGAGCGGGACUCGGCGGAGACGAUGAAGGCGAUAGAGCAGGGCGAGCCCAUCACCGCCCUCCUCGAGUCUCUUGUGUACACCAUUAUCCCCGCCGUUCUCGAUGUCACCAUCGGACUGGGCGUUUUGGCGUCCAGGUUCAAUCCGCUGAUUGGCUUGGCAAUGGGAAUCGCCGCUGCUGGAUUCGUCGCCAUUGAGGCCGUCUCGUCGAGCUGGAACAUCGAUCCCCGUCGGCACUCGAACAAGGCGAAGCGCCACGAGACGCGGGCGAUGCACCAGGCCAUUCAGGGCUGGCAGACGGUCACCUAUUUCAACAUGUUCCAUUUUGAGAGCAACCGCUUCAAGCAAGCUGUCGAAGAACAGCUCAGGGCGAGCCGAGACUGGCAGUGGCGAGACGCCGUCAUCAAGACCUCGCUGGUUGCGCUCGUGCCCUUUACCUUUUCCAUCAUAGCCUCGCUUAUCAUUUACGAGAUUUCUCAGGGCCGAGCGUCCCCCGGCGACUUCAUCUUCUUUGUGGACUACUGGCAGUUCAUCAUCUGGCCCAUCAAGUUCAUCGCCGAGGACUACGGCGAGAUGAAGUCCAAGCUUGUUGACGCCGAGCGACUGCUCAGUCUGUUGACGACGAAGUCUUCGAUCACGGAGAAGGAGGGAGCCAAGGACCUCGGCAGUGUCAAAGGUCACAUCUCCUUUGAGAAGGUGGGCUUUCACUAUGACGACCGGAAGCAGACCCUUCGGGACAUCUCGUUCUCGGUCAAGCCCGGGCAGACGGUAGCGCUGGUGGGCGAGACCGGAGCGGGCAAGUCCACCAUCUCCAAGCUGCUGCUCCGAUUCCACGACGUCACCGAGGGCCGGAUCACGGUCGACGGCGAGGACAUCCGGGACGUCACCCUGGACUCCCUGCGCGACGCCCUGGGCGUCGUGCCCCAGGACCCGCUGCUGUUCAACACGACGGUCAUGGACAACGUCCGCUACGCGCGCCCGUCCGCCUCGGACGACGAGGUCCACGCCGCGUGCCGCGCCGCGGCCAUACACGACCGGAUCACGACCUUCCCCGACGGCUACCUGACGAAAGUGGGCGAGCAAGGGGUCAAGCUGUCCGGCGGCGAGGUCCAGCGGCUCGCCAUCGCGCGCGCCUUCCUCAAGGACCCGACCAUCCUGGUCCUCGACGAGGCCACGAGCGCCGUGGACACCAACACCGAGGCCGUCAUCCAGAGGUCCGUGGGCCGGCUGCGGAAGGGCCGGUCGAGCAUCGUCAUCGCGCACCGCCUGUCGACGACGGCGUCGGCCGACCUGGUCCUCGUGAUCCACGACGGGCGCAUCGCCGAGCGGGGCACGCACGACGAGCUGCUGGCGCAGGGGGGCAGGUAUGCGGCGCUCUGGCAGAAGCAGGUGCAGCGAGGCGGUGGAGGAGAAGACAAGGUAGCCGCCGGCGGAGAAGACGCAGACAGCGAGGCGGAGGAGUCAUAG